Messenger RNA from Elephantulus edwardii (Cape elephant shrew), 900 nucleotides. Its product is annotated as serine protease 46-like. Gene Ontology annotation, molecular function: serine-type endopeptidase activity. Gene Ontology annotation, biological process: proteolysis. The transcript has 6 exons. Bases 1 to 900 code for a protein of 299 amino acids. The record is from RefSeq and is a predicted model, not a curated record. NCBI's taxonomy places the organism in Eukaryota, Metazoa, Chordata, Mammalia, Macroscelidea, Macroscelididae.
AUGGUUUCCCUCUACUGCAAGUGGGCUUCCCUGCCCUCAGUGCCCUUCAUCAGGGUCUGUGGCCACACCAACGUCACCCGCAGAGUGGUGGAGGGGAAGUUGGUGGAGGAGGGCAAGUGGCCCUGGCAGGUGAGCAUCCUGUUCAUGGGUGUGUAUGCCUGUAGCGGCUCCCUCUUCCAUGAGCAGUGGAUCCUCACGGCUGCGCACUGCUUGCAAAGAUCCAGGAAUGAAAGUGAAUACACAGUGAUAACGACGGGAAGCCAGAUCUUCACCCAGAACGACACUCAGCUCCGGGUCAGUGCCGUCGUGAUCCACAAGAACUUCAGCAACUUUGUGUCCAGGGAUAUUGCGCUCCUGAAGCUCCAGGACCCUGUCUCCUGGUCUCACAAGAUCCAGCCUGUCUGCCUCCCCUCGGGCCAGUAUAAGCCAGAGCUCGGCUCCCUGUGCUGGGUGACGAGGUGGGGACGAGAGAAGAAACAGGGUGACCCAAACGCUUCCUACAGUCUUCAGGAGAUAGCUGUCAAGAUCAUCAAGAACAAUGUCUGCAACCAGAAAUAUCAUUUCCUCCUCACGGAGGACCAGGAACACUUCCUCGGGGAGGACAUGCUGUGUGGCAGCUCACAGCAGGGUGUAGAAUCUUGUCAGACUAACUCCGGCAGCCCCCUCGUCUGCUACCUGAACAGCACCUGGAUCCAGAUGGGCUUGGUGAGCUGGUCUUUCACCUGUGGCCAGUUCCAGUUCCCAAGCAUUUACACCAGCACCUCCUACUUCACCUCGUGGAUCAAAAGCCAGGUGUCUGAUGUGAAUUUCAUCAGCCAGGCCCACCCUGCCUUCCUGAGACCACUUUUCUGCACCAGCUACAUUCUGCUGGUGUCUUUGAGUUUCCUGUGGCUCCUGUGA